This is a messenger RNA of Silurus meridionalis, 2729 nucleotides long. RefSeq names its product nuclear factor of kappa light polypeptide gene enhancer in B-cells inhibitor, zeta (gene nfkbiz). Gene Ontology annotation, molecular function: DNA binding; POU domain binding. The record is from RefSeq and is a predicted model, not a curated record. Bases 113 to 1783 code for a protein of 556 amino acids. Gene Ontology annotation, biological process: regulation of gene expression. The transcript has 12 exons. Gene Ontology annotation, cellular component: nucleus. Lineage: Eukaryota; Metazoa; Chordata; Actinopteri; Siluriformes; Siluridae.
CCCCUGCUGUAGAUCUGCUUCAGGGAGACAAGUGACAGAAGUACACAGCAAGGGACAGAAAGGCACAGAAGGGGACAAAAAGGGACAGAAGGAAACAGGAAAAGUGAGCGCCAUGAUUAUUGACCGAGUUUGCGAGGGGUAUUCGGCGUAUGUGGACACCGACGCGGACGUCAUGACGAGUCCGGUGAACCUGUGGUCCUUUUACGGAUGCUCUUCGCCUGGAACGGAAGCGGGACACUUGUCCCCGUGGAAAGCGAGCGGAGACGGCGAGGACAGCGGAAGUUGCGCGGGGAGUCCACAGCGUCCUGACAGCAGCUUCACAGGGGUCUACGUGGAAGCUCAGGACGGUUCUCGGCAGGCGAAUGCACGUUACCAGGGCGUACGUGUGAAAAACACGGUGAAAGAGCUCAUCCUGCAGAGACGCUACAGUGAGGUCCAGCCGAAUAAGAAUGAAAAUGAUUUCCCAGCCAUAACUACUUUACUUCAGAACGGAAAACGAUCAGCUGAGAAUGCUUCGCCUAACUGCAUAACUAAAAGACCUGCGACAGAACACAACAAUGUCCUGUCUCCGUAUCUCUUGAAUGAGAGCAUGCCGAAAGAGCCGAACGUCUGCGAGGGACUCGGGGACAUGUUUAGCAACAUUGGGCUGUCCAUUGAAUCGGUGACGGUGCAGGGCAGUGAGAUUUCAAUCUGCCAACCAACUCAAGACACACAAGAAGCACUACCUACUCUGUACUCGACUACAUCGAGCCCACUGUAUAACAGCUGCCAGGCUCCUCAGAUGACAGAGAGCCCAUACACAUCCCCAUUCCAGUGCCUGAGUCCACAGCAAGGAUUCGGGCCCAGUGGGAACACAGUGCCUCAAAUUUCCUUUUUCCAGUGGCAGAUCCAGCAAGAGGAAAAGAAAUUAGCUGGAUUGAGCCCUCUGGAUCUCAUCUCCAGGGAUGGAGAUGGAGAUACGUUCCUCCACAUUGCAGUGGCACAGGGAAGACGAGCCCUGGCCUAUGUGCUUGCGCGAAAAAUGUAUGACAUUGGCAUGCUUGAUGUCAAAGAGCAUAACAACCAGAGUGCAUUCCAAGUAAGUGUGGCGGCCAACCAGCAUCUCAUUGCGCAAGACCUACUUUCAAUUGGAGCCACGGUAAACACUACAGACUGCUGGGGCCGCUCCCCGCUUCACGUGUGUGCCGAGAAGGGACACGCACUGAUUCUACAGGCCAUUCAUAAAGCUGUGCAGAAUAAUGGUCUGAAGGUGAAUGUCGAGGCUGUCAACUAUGAUGGUCUUACCGCUCUACACAUGGCUGUGCUGACCCACAAUGCAGUGGUGCAGGAUCUGAGCCACGUGUCCGAACCUCAGUCUCCUCAAACCGCAGCUCUGAUGCAGAAGAGGAAGCAGCUCGGCGAAUGCAUCAGCACUCUCCUGCUUAUGGGUGCCUCGUAUGGGACAAAAGAUCGCAAAAGUGGACGCACCACCCUGCACAUGGCUGCCGAGGAGGCCAACGUCGAGCUUCUGCGCCUUUUCCUGGAUCAGCCCGACUCUCUUUCCGUGAUCAAUGCCAAGGCGUACAACGGCAACACAGCGCUGCACAUGGCCGCCGCGCAAAACGGCCGUCAAGCACAGGCGCACGCCGUCCAGCUUCUGAUGAGAAGAGGAGCUGAUCCAAGCGCCAAGAACCUUGAGAACGAGCAGCCCGUUCAGCUAGUGCCUGAGGGAUCUGUCGGGGAACAGGUGAGAAGGAUCCUGAAAGGCCGUGGCCCGCAGGUUCGCUCCUGCAUGCUCGAGUAAGAUCGAUCUCGCCCGAACUCCGUCCGUCAGAAACACUGUCAGUCAGGCAGUCCGAUCAGUGUACAGUCUCAUUUGCCGGUAAAAGGCAGAUGUCAGUUGUUUCUAUGAAACAAAGUUAACAUUGUUCACUACUGUGUAGUAGAAGAGAAAAGGGAGGUCGAGCCCAGAGUGCAUAGUACAGGAUUUAAUUAGGAACUAAGCAGAUAUUAAAUUUAAAUAAGUGUAUCACAGCUUUUACGAGCGUUCCAAAUCAAAUUUGCAUCUGUGACACCUCUGGGCUCUGGAGAGUAAAGGGUUGUUUUUCAUUAUAUUGUUCUUUAAAUAUAUUAUUUAGCAUGUAUAACUGGGUUUUAUCGGGUAUUUUUUUGUUUUAUGUAAUCAAUUUUUUUCCAAGAAUAUGUCGGUGGAAUACAAAGUGCAUAUUAAUCUAAAUGAUGAACCAGUGCUCUGUGCUCUGUGCCUGCUUCCUUAUUUGUACCGAUGUUCUCUUGAGCAUAAAAGAGCUAAAGGACGAAAGGCAUAAGCUAAAAACAAACAAAAAUUAAUUUCAGCAUGUUGACUCUGAAACUAUAAGACGCUUGAAAUGUAUUAGAAUUUGCAGGUGGUUGGGUUUUUUUUUUAAUUGCGCAUUAAUAAUGUUCGCUCACACUCAAGGCCUUUUAUCAUCUUAUCUAUGCUGUAUUUUUAGUUGCACUUCUUAUAUGAUCUCAUCUCUGGUAUGCCAAGACUUUGAAUAUGUCUCAAGUUUGAAGAAGUGUAUCUCUCUUACAUUGGUGUGUGUGUAAUAUAUACACACACACACACACACACACAAGUAUAUAUAUGUUGAUUUGUAUCAAUAACCUAAACAUAUUGAUUACACUGGUGAUGGGAUUUUAAAUAUGUCUAAUAGUUUUUUGGCCAUGUAUGGUGUAAGGAAUCUGAAAUAAAGAAUUUAAUUAUUUAA